Messenger RNA from Penicillium samsonianum, 1575 nucleotides. Its product is annotated as sugar porter family MFS transporter. The transcript has 4 exons. Gene Ontology annotation, biological process: transmembrane transport; carbohydrate transport. Gene Ontology annotation, molecular function: carbohydrate:proton symporter activity. Lineage: Eukaryota; Fungi; Ascomycota; Eurotiomycetes; Eurotiales; Aspergillaceae. Bases 1 to 1575 code for a protein of 524 amino acids. The record is from RefSeq and is a predicted model, not a curated record. Gene Ontology annotation, cellular component: membrane.
AUGACUUUCUACCUCGUCACCUUCUGCUGCGCCUCUGCCGCGCUGGGAUCAUUCCUGUUCGGCUAUGAUUCGGGCGUGAUCUCUUCCAGUAUCGAGCAGGAGGCCUUUCUGCACCGAUUUGGAUCUCCAACUUUGUCUGACGCUGCCGCUGGGGGCAUUAUUUCCUCGUAUAUCGGAGGCGCAAUCGUGGGCUCGGUCCUCGCCCCAUAUGUUUCGGAUUACUAUGGCCGCCGAAUGGUCCUCUUCAUCGGCGGUCUCCUUGCCACUCUGGGUGCUGGCCUCCAAGGAGGUGCGGUCAGUAUCGCGAUGCUUAUCGCCGGUCGAUGCAUCGCGGGUCUGGCGACUGGGCAGAUGUCUGCCACUAUUCCCGUUUAUUGUACCGAGGUUGCCUCACCACAAAUUCGGGGGAUGUUAGCCAGUAUGCAACAAUGGAUGAUUGCCUUGGGGUUCGUGGUUGCUCAAUGGGUGGGAUACGGGUGUUCCCUUCGAGGUGGAGCCUUUUCCUGGCGUUUUCCACUCUCCUUUCAAGUCGCGCCAGCAAUAAUUCUCACCUGUAGUGUCUGGUUCCUUCCUGAAUCUCCAAGAUGGCUCAUCGAAAAGGGCAGAGAGGGAGAAGGCCGCUCCGUCCUCACCCGACUCCAUCUCAACCAGAACGCAGCCAACAACCAACUACUAGAACACGAGCUCUUCCAAAUUCAAGAGAGCCUAGCAUCCGAGAAGCAAUCCGCCGUGCGAUCCUGGCGCCAAUUUCUCCUCUCCCCGCGCUGGCGACGCAGGAUCCUCUUAGCCUGUGGCCUGCAAGUAUUCACCCAGUGCUCAGGCACAAACGUAAUCUCAAACUACGGCCCACGACUCUUCAAAGCACUCGGCCUUACACCAUCAACAUCUCUCAUGAUAAUCGGUCUCUGGGGCGCACUAGCGCUAUUCUGGAACACGGUCUUCAUGCUCUUCAUCGACAAAGUCGGGCGCCGGAAACUGCUCAUCCCAUCACUGUUCGGCAUGGGAGCAGCCCUGUGUAUUGAGGCCAUACUCGCGCGGUACAUCGAUUUCAGCGACCCUAACGCCAAUCCACAUGCUCUGCGAGCUGCCAUCGCCAUGUUCUUCGUCUUCUCGUUCUUCUUCACUGCUCUUGGCAUGAUCUCCUGGAUCUACCAGUCUGAGAUCUUCCCCACGCCCCUUCGAGCGCGUGGUUCGUCUAUGGCGACUGCCACGAACUGGAGCGUUAGUCUUAUCUUCGCGCAGUGCUCACCUAUCGCACUGAAAAAUAUCGGAUCCAAUUAUUUCUAUUGCUUUGUCGCGUUCAAUUGGGCGGCGAUGGUUGUUGUUUGGGCCUUUUAUCCUGAGACUGCGGGUUGUUCUCUUGAGGAGGUCGAGGAGGUCUUCAACACACAGUCUGGUGAUGAGCAGUCGGAGCGCUCCUUUGUUGACGAGAGCACUCCAGUGGCUAUUACACCGCGCUCACAGAUCCGACACAAGGGGCUGCAUCCGCUGUCGAUGCAUCCUACUUAUGACACUGUUAGUAUAGGUAGCAGUCACAGUGGGUCUGGGGUUGGGAUCGGAACCAAGGAGGUUUAG